Caenorhabditis angaria is the source of this 255-nucleotide messenger RNA. The record is from the annotation of a GenBank genome assembly. NCBI's taxonomy places the organism in Eukaryota, Metazoa, Nematoda, Chromadorea, Rhabditida, Rhabditidae.
AUGGUUUCUUCAAUCCAAAUCUUUCUUCUCGUUGCAUUCUUCUCUACAAUAGUAUUCUCAUACUCUGUUUUGCCAGAAGGAUUUGAAGAUUAUUUGGAUGGAACUGAUAGGGAAAUGAGAUUUAUCGAUGAAAUCGGUCGAAAUGAGAAUGCAAUUCGUUUGAAACGUGAUUCUCUUUACUAUGCGCCAUUCAACAAACGCAACAGUUUGAAACGUUUGGUUAUUUUGUCGGCACGUGGAUUUGGAAAAAGAUAA